Naegleria lovaniensis is the source of this 1851-nucleotide messenger RNA. RefSeq lists its product as uncharacterized. NCBI's taxonomy places the organism in Eukaryota, Heterolobosea, Eutetramitea, Acrasida, Naegleriidae. The coding region runs from base 1 to 1851 and encodes 616 amino acids. The record is from RefSeq and is a predicted model, not a curated record. The transcript has a single exon. Gene Ontology annotation, cellular component: GPI-anchor transamidase complex. Gene Ontology annotation, biological process: attachment of GPI anchor to protein.
AUGCCUCCCUCCUCGAAAACACUUCUUCAAAGCAAGCGAUUCAAGAUCAUCAUUUCAUUUCUCGUUUCUGUGAUAUUGGGAUUUGCUAUUUGGUGGUUUUCAACAGGAGUCUAUCAGUCAUUGUUUCCCCAUGAUGAUAUUCGGAAGUUGUUGGAAUUGGAUAUUUCUUCAUUACAUGCUUUAAUAUUACCAAUCCGAUUGAAAGUGCAUAUCCUUCAUAGGAAGGGACUGAAUGUGGACUUACAGAAGGAGAAAUUCACAAGUUUGAAAUCGGACCACAUAGAGGGUGUUGAAUUUUGGGAAUAUUCAUCAGUGUUGAGUAUCAACUUUGGCAGAAACCAUUCGGAGCAUUUACAUUCCGUAGAUGAUCUUUUACUCAAAUGGUCUCGAACAAAUGAAUAUUACAAACCAAAUUCUUAUAAUUUAUUCAUAAUUUUAGGUGAUGAAAAACCAUCGAAUCACGUACUGUAUCUUGGACAACAUAGACAUGCUUGGAUUGUUGCUGAUGAACCAAUCACUACAGAUUUUGUUUUAGCCACCUCUAAAUUAUUUUAUAAUAUUUUAACAAACAGAAAUACCUCUCCGAACACAAAAUCCUAUGCGAUUGAGAAUAAUUUCGAAAAGAAAAAUGAAGAAUAUGUAUUUGAUGACACUGACAUUACAGUCAAUAAGAUUGCAAGCAAGUAUAGAAUUACAUUGACUCUUGUAAAUAUGAAGCCAUACAAAAACUAUGUUUUUCAUUGGAAUUCGCCCGAUCAUUAUGAGAAAUAUAUUAGAAGCUUCACUGAUAGGCUCUCAAAUUUAGUGGAUUUUGUUAUUGAUUGGAAAAGUAUAUUGUAUGGCGAAUUGCCAACCAAGAGCGGAGGUCUAUCUUCAAAACAAGCUAACUUGUCAAUCCUACGAAAUUAUCAAUCUUUCAGAACGUUUGAAAGGACAGAUUCUACAAUACCUCAAAACACCACAGACAUGUCCGUAUCUGAUCCAAAAAACACUAUCCAAGCAUAUCACGAAAUUGAAGCAAGAAGUAUGCAGUUUUUGCUUAACGAAAACAAUGAUUGGAAAUUUGUGUCACAAGAUGCUAAUGAAACAGCUAUUCAGUUACUUCUUCUUAUUCCACCACGCGAAUACACUCCAUUAAUGAUAAAAAAGUAUGAUGGAUCCCUGAGUGAACACAAUUCAUAUAUUAUUCCACGAUGGGGAGGAGUGUUGGUGUUCAAUCCAUCCAAGUCCAUAUAUAGAGGUCAUUCCACUGACAUUAGAUACUUUAAAGACCAAGACAUGCAAUAUAUCAUGGAGCUAUUCUCUUCGCAGCUACGACGACUACUCUCAAUACCAGCUCCAUUACCUUCAACUGUUUUUAUUACCGAGCCUGGAAAAGGCAAGACAGAGUCGAAAAUUCACGUAAUGCAGAUCCCAUCCACACUCUACGGAAUUUCUCAGUGGGAAAUUGAUCAACUCUCGCGACAUAGAGUUCAAAAUAACUUGUUACAAGCAACAGAGACUUUGCAGGCAAUGUCAAGAGUGGUACACAACAUGCCAAACGUUUACGUCAUGGAUGUAGUAGCUGAAUUAACAAGACAAUCCAUUCACGCUGUUGAAGACGCUGUUUCUCUCUGUACCAUAGGCAUUAAGCGUGAGGAGGAUAUGACAACACUAAUUCAUCUUUCAAAGACUGCUAUUUACAAUGCACAAAAAGCAUUUAGUCACGAAUCCAUGCUAUCAAUGUUGCAUUUUCCUGACGCUCAAAAGUUGGCCGUCUACCUCCCAUUAAUUCUUCCCAUACUCGUAACCAUUCUCGUUGGCUUAAAGAGAGAACGGAACAUAAUCCGAGAAAAACACAAACAAGAUUAA